AGGCGACAGAGAGACGUAAGGAGGGAGGCGACGGAGUGAGGGGGGAGACUGCGAGGGGCUUCGAGGUGGACAGAGCGACGCUCGCUCCGCACGCGUUGCUCUGUCUAGGAAAGCCUCUCUCUCUCCCCCCCCUACCCUCUUCGCCUCCAGCAUCAACAGCAGAGCUCCCUCCCCAUUGUUGUCGCUCACCGGUCCACUGAAGGCUGUGGUUCGACUCCCGACGUCGCCGUGGAAGGAUGCAAGGCUUCGAGAGCCCUGCCCAGGCCGAGUGAUUUCUUUAGGGGGCGGGGUGAAGCCGUUCUACCGACCACAAAGGGGGGGGGGGCACCUCCUCGGCUCCUAGACCCCCCCUCCGGGGUCAUCUCCUCCGUGACCUUCUCGUGACCCCGCUGGACCACCCCACCAUGACUCCUCGACCCUUCACCCCCGACCCCGUGUCCUCCUUCACUCCCGAUGCUGGUGUCGGGAACCCGGGGGCCAGUCGCUGCGACGACAUGGCGGUGCGUACCUACGAGGUGGUACCGGCGGCCAUCGCCGCCACGUGCUGCCUCUUCGGCUUGAUCUACUGCUUCUUUGGCUACCGCUGCUUCAAGGCGGUCAUGUUCCUGACGGGGCUGCUCUUCGGUUCGCUCGUCAUCUUCCUGCUCUGCCACAAGGAGCAGGUGUUCGAGGCGCGCCUGGGCCUGGAGGCGAGCGCCGGCGUGGCGGUCGCCAUCGGCCUGCUGUGCGGCCUCGUGACGAUGCUCCUCCGCUCCGUGGGCCUCUUUGUCACGGGCCUCACGCUGGGCCUGCUGCUCGCCUCGGCCGCCCUGGUCGUCGCCGAGCAGUUCGCCCACCCUCCGUCGGCCUGGGUGCCGGCGGGCGCGCUGCUGGGCGCGGGCGUGGUGUGCGCGCUGCUGGCGCUCCACUGGCAGAAGGCCGUCACGGUCGCGGCCACCUCCGCGCUGGGGGCAGCGGCGGUGACGGCGGCGGCGGACUACUUCGCGGAGGGCGGCGCGGCGCUGGCGUACGCGUACGAGCGGCUGCACGCGGCGCGCAGCGAGGCGCCGCCCUGCUGGUACAGCUGGGCCGUGAUGGCGGCGUGGCCCGUGCUCGCCCUCCUGGGCGGCGUAGUGCAAUGGAGGCUCACGGCCGACGGCUACUCGCACAGCGAAGUCAUAAUCAGGCACCACCGCAAGCGUGUGCCGCUGAAACGCAUCAGGCAGCAGGACGCGCGGAAGCGAGUGCGCGGAGCAGCGCAGCCCGAGGCCACAUACAGGCGCAAGCCCUGCUCCGUCAAGCGCAUCGAUGGAGAUGUCCUUUCUCCGAGCUACAUCCGCAGCGUGCGCGAUCGGCAGCACGGCACGUCGCUCAGCAGCCUCGCAGCGCCGCCCCACGCCGUCGUGGACGUCGAGUUCGACUCCGGCUCCAUGGUGCCUCUCACGGCCGCAAACCGUGCCGCGCGAAAGUGACGCGGCGGCUGGGGUCCUCCUCCCCGGUGGCUGCGCCACCGUUGUUGCCACCGCUACGACGACCACUACUGCUCCUACUAAGGCCGCCACUACUGCCAGCCAGCCGUCACUGUUUUAAAUUGCUAGCAACCGUUAAUCGUCGCCGUCGUGUCAAUCUUCACCAGCACCACCGCAACCGCACCACCGCCCGCGCCGCAAUCACGUUGCCACUACCAUUAUCGCCACCGCCACCAUCUCAAUAAUAACCGGUACUUUCGGAACCGUUACCAUCAUCACCGUACCACCACCACCGCUGUUCCCACGAUAAAUACCACUUUCAGCACAGCACCACCACCACCGUCAUCAUCACCACGCCGUCACUCCCACCACGACAAUCUCCCACCAACGCUACUAUUUUCGUAAUUACCAUGACUGCCAUCACAUUACACUAUGUCAUCAUCAACCACUCGCAGCACCACCUUCGCACUAUUAACACCACUAUAGAUAGUAUUCACCACCGCCAUCAUCGUCACCGUCAUCUUUUGCAAUAGGUAUGGCGGUUUACAUUUUGAAGAUAAUCAGUUGCUUGCAGUUAAUGGAAGAGUAAUACAACAAGUAAUGAGAUCAGCCACAUAGUACAGGGGUUAGAGUUGACAUGGUACCGAUGAAAGCAAAGGGCCAGGGAUAAGGAAGUGUGUAGGAGGUGAGCGUGGGUGUUUUGGGGUGGGGGGUAAAAUGCUGGGGAGAGUUAUGUUGAGGAUAAGAGGUACAGGAGGGAGUCAGCAGAGAUUGCAGGGAUGGGUCAGGAUAUUUUCCAUUUUUAUAGCUCCAUGCCGUAAUUAAUUUAGGCUAUUAUUUUGCACUUUUAUCUGUUUUUCUUGCUUGUUUUAACAAGAUAAAUGGCCCUUGACACAUCCCCGGAUCAUAAUAUCCAUGCUGAGCUGUAAACAACCCUCCCCUUCCUUAUAUGUGGCUCGGUCUCACAUCAAAACACAUCGGACACAGGGCUAUUGUGAAAUGGUGAAACACAGAAAUGUAUUUACCGCACAAGGCUCUUACAAUUUUUAUAUGGUUUUACCCAAGUAAACUAUUUAGAGAUCCUCGCCAAACCCUUAUGGUCCGGUGUUAUUGUGACGCACACCCAUGGCCAGUGCCGUGGCCUGGAGGCCGGUUUGGUGGCUCAUGCAUGGAGGAACGUGCCCAGUUCCUUAGUCAAGCCACUGCUGGACUAGGGCCUCCCCGUGCCUUUGCGUGCCAUGAGGGUUAUUUGACCAUUCUUCACCACGCUUGUCAGUGUUGGGUUGGUGAAGGUGGCGAGCAUUGACCUGGGGGCAUAAAAGUAGAGUACAGAAACACAUUCUUCUGCAGCGUCCUCUGCUGACCACCACUUUAGCACUUCCUCGCCGCCGUCUAUGACGACCUGCCAUGCGCAAGUGCUUCACCCACCACCCCCAAUCACUUUCCAGGCUCAAUCCCGCUGAGAUUCCCAGAUCUGGCGAGGGUCUGGCGCAGUCCGGGUGAUUUGGUCCCAGGCCAUGGAGCGAUGCGAGUCCCUGAACUGCCACUUGUAACAACGGCCACCGUGACGAUGGCGAGACGCAGACCUGUGGGGUGAUGAGGCCGGUGCCUUUAGUCGGCGGUACUGACCGCAGUUUUGAUAAGCUUAUCCAUGCUGAAGGGUUUUGAGAGUUCCCACCUUUGCAUGGAUUUUCUCCAGGCACUCCAGUUUUGUACCACUUUACAAACGAAGGAAUUGUACUGCGUAGGUUUCUUUUUCGCGUUUGUGCCGUACUGUAUAGCUGUACCUUUGGGGUUUUUUUUUCCGUUUGCACCGCGACGUGUUGUUUGGCAUGAUGUCAAGACGCUUCGCUCCACGUGCUGGCAGCUUCUUCACGAAGUGAAUCGACUACGAAUCUCCCACCGUGCGGAGUGAAAUGUCGGGCAUCGUGUCCCGAGGGGGGGUGGGGGGGGGACGCCUCACGGAAACAACCUCUGAGAACCUGUUGCAGAGUCAACAAAGGAGUUGGUCAGACAAUCCCACGCAGGGAACCCUCCAGGAAAGUAAAAAAAAGAGUCUUAAAGACUCGGUGAAGCUUGCCAGAGCAAAGGGCGUCAAACUUUAACGUGCGACGAUUAUUACGUCUUGUAAAAUGCCUUGCAUCGGGACGAGCGCAUCACGGCAACGACAUUUUACCAACGCCUCAUAUUUCACAGUCGUUCACUUAUGGUUAGUGUUCAUUUGUUACCCUACCGCCUAAAUAAAUUACUGGAUAGAAAUAUGGAGGAAAUAGUGUAAGUUAUGCUACUUAAUCUAAGAAGAACAUUUGCGUGCACAAGUGGCGCGGAUGGCUGUGGACAUUUGAAGAUUAUUAUUUUUUUGGACAAAUGCUUUUUUUUUUCAAUUGAGGUAUUGCUACAUUUUUAAAGACAAUUGUCUACCCUUUUGUGUUGUCGUUUGCCAAACCCACGAUAGAUUUUGGUUUACAUUAUAGAGUUGCAAAUCAUGACUAAUCAUUAGGGGUAUAAUGGUACGUUGAUUCCGAUCGAUUAUUUCGCUCAAGAUACAGGUAAGGAAUUUUCGGAGCAACAACCAAUGUUUUCUGAUUCGUAUUGCGUGAAUGUAAUGGGAUAAUGUCACCACCACCAGCCAUUGGAGGCGGCUCUAUUCACCACAGUGUUCAAGUUUUAGUUUAUCUUGAAUCAAAUCAACACCCUUAAUCGUUGCGAUUACUGUAAUUUAAUCUUGAGGUUAAUUUAAUUGUCGUACCCGAGUGAAUUUUUCUUUCGUCGAAUUAAGCUAAAUUUGUAGUUGAUAGGAAUCAACAAUUACACACUUAAAUGGUACAUGUAUUUAUAAAUGUUUUAAUGGUGUUUAACAAAGUGUUUUUUUUUUCUUGUAGUUAAUUUGGUUAUCACAGCGAUCCAUAAACUGGCUGGUGCUCUGAGCCAAAAUAAUGCCACUCAUUAAACACUUGCGUGGCAUGACUGCUAAUUGAACUAACCUUUUGAAUUCAACUUAUAAAUAAUAAUUCCCGCUAUAGUUUAUAGAUGGAACAGUACACAAAUUCGUUGAAUAAUAUCGGUUGUUAAACUCGCCAAAUACACACGUACGAUUGCAAGCGGUUAAAUAAUCAAUAAUUCACGAUUGGUACAUGUCACCACAUGCCGUUGGUUCAAGCUGCCCCUGCAACGCAUUGCAGUGAAUAAUCGCGAUGAUUGUUGAUUCGGAUCGUCCCGAAUUGCACCCUGAAUCCUGACCUCGCAUCAGAGGGUUAGGGAGGAAGGGUGUGAAGGAUAUAUUUCCCCCCCACCCGUAACAGUUUACAUUGCCAUCCUAAGCUCGGAAUUUUAUAUUUUGAACGCUGAAAUCAAGACUCGCAUCUGACGUGCACGUUUUACAGUCAUUGUGUGUUUUUUUUUAUCACUUCAGAAGAAGUUUACGUAGGGGAACUCUCGCCGUUAUUUACCAAUCAAUCGCACGGGGGAGGGGGAGUCCACAUUAAACAUGCGGAUUUUUUUUUAAUCGUUUGGGCAUCACUGCCGUGGAUUUGUAGAGCGAAUUUGUAAAGCACGUUUGUAUCGAGUGAUUUGAGUAGUUUUUUUUUAGUCGGUUCCAGUCCAGACAGAUUAAGUGUCUUGUUUUAGGUUCGUCUGAGAGAGGCUAGCAUAGUUGUAGGCCCAGAUUUGUUUAACCACUUGCCCUGUUUUCCCCAGGAUCGUCCUCUUGUUGAGGCAACUUAUCCUGGCAUCUCUUAGGCUCUUAAGUCUUCCCGGGACAUAGCAAUUUCUAGUUUGUGUCGGUUGCAUAAUAAUGCACCACUCAAGGUCAUGCAUUUGAUAUGUCGUUCUCCCCCUCUUGUGGUGCUUUGAGAUGUUGCCAUGAUGAGUAACCAUUCAUUUUUUUUACCUCGUAGGUGGCAACUGUGCUUUGUGGACGCUGCCUGAUUGAGCUCGUUAGCACGCCAUUAUAACCGUACAUAAUUAUUCUGCUACAUAAGCUCUAAGAUAUAUGAGGGGGGGGGGGGGAGUUUCCACCUUCAUACUUUUAUAAAUUACCUGUCUAAAUCUUGUUUUUGUUGUUUUCGUGACAAUUUCUACAGUGUAAAUCCAGUUUAUUUUUGGGGAUAAAUGUGAAAAAAACAAGUAGAUUUUCUUGUAGCAAACGCUUUGCUCUCUGGGUUAUUGCAUGCAAUUGGGCAGUCAUGUGAGCCAGGAUGCCCUCGCAAUGCAGUGUACCACAUGCGGAUUGGCUACGUAUUGUGCGAGAGGUUCAACAUACAUAAAAAAGUAUUGCGUUAACUUAUUUUAGGAAAGUACACAGUCUGUGUUGGCCUUGCCACUCUGGGUUAAAUAAUACAAUAUUUCCAGCAUAUACAUUCGUGAAAUUCUCUUGUUGCUGUUUUGCAAUGAACCAGUGCCUGCUUUGGUCGCUAUCAACACGCUUUUGAGCAAAACCUGCCUCUUAAGAACAACAUAAAUCCUGUGUUCAUCCUUACAUGCAUUAUCUUGUGACCUUCAUUAACAAACGUGUAUGUGUGCUGUUGUAAUUACUGUAUAUCAGUGUGUUCCUAAAUAAUGCAAAAAAGAAGGGGGUCGUCAUUUGUGCGUGCGUUUCAUAAUCUGAAAUGUCUUUUUUUUUGUUUUAGCUCGUGUCUUCGGCUACACGCACAAUCGUGCGCCACGACUGUAAUCGCAGAGUUUAAUUUAAAGCAGAUGCUAGGCCUGUCGAGAUUUUUUGCAUUUUGAAGAAAUGUCGUUUCUCGGCGCCCGCGUUUCCACAUCGUGGACAAAGCCGCCCUUACAAGUCGCCUCUUAUUAAAAGUCGAUGUCAAGCUCCUACGGACAUUACGAGAAACGUCUGUAUACGCAUUUGCAUGUGGGAAGUGUGUUUCUCCGUUAUGCACACCCUAUUAUCAAACAGGCUCGUGACUAUAACUCGUGAAAUGCCCGUUGAGAGAUAAUGACUCCCCCAAGACAAAGUUCUCUUCUAGCCUUGCCAGACUUUUGGGGCAAGUGCUGUUAGCGGGCACCUAUGAAAGCCUGUACGGCACACGAGGGGAUGGGUGGCCAGCACCACGCCCGGCCACCUUCGUCUCCCCAGCGGCAAUGUUUACACAUUGCACCAGGCACUCAUUUGAGGCUGAGUUGACCUAGGGGCGGCCCAGGCUCCCCUCACCCCAAGAUACACAAACCUUUUUCCCAAACGCCUCUUGCCUAUCUGUUGUAGCAUUUUCAAGCGGGGGCUUGUAUUUAAACGCCUGGCUGGUUUAAAUGGUAAAGUGGAUUAGCAGUGGUGGGGCCAAUACGGUGAACUGUUGGGUCAAGUUUGUUGUCAUUUUUACCUCGUUCGGCAAUCAAGGAGGCAUCUCCUUUUCGCGCUGGGUGAGGCCAAGCUUUGGCCAACCCUUGGGAUGAGACCUUGAUUGUAAAGUCACGAUGGUGGUGGGGUCCCCCUUGACUGACAAAUGGGACGGAGCUAAUGCACCCGAUGCUUUCAACCUGAGUUGGAGUGCGUUCAGGUGGUAGUGCACAGCCUGAAACACACUACCAGAUGCAAAUGCAGACGGCGUGUGUUGUAAUGUCCUAAGGUUUAGCGUGUGGUUUAAAAAAAGCAAUGUGUAGGGAUGUGGAAAUGUUUAAUGUUUACUAUCAAAAAGGAACUGUUUGCAUUCAUGGCGAAAAGAAAACAACUAUGUAGGUGUAAUUGUGCGUUUGGAAACAUUCAGUGUUUUAUAACUGUAUUUUAUGAUUAAUACUGUAAUAAUUGUGUUUGAAAUAAUUUGUACAUAUGUUGA
This is a messenger RNA of Petromyzon marinus (sea lamprey), 7225 nucleotides long. The record is from RefSeq and is a predicted model, not a curated record. NCBI's taxonomy places the organism in Eukaryota, Metazoa, Chordata, Hyperoartia, Petromyzontiformes, Petromyzontidae.